Messenger RNA from Astyanax mexicanus (Mexican tetra), 4924 nucleotides. It is a transcript of the gene gtpbp1, whose product is annotated as GTP binding protein 1. The record is from RefSeq and is a predicted model, not a curated record. Bases 333 to 2363 code for a protein of 676 amino acids. Lineage: Eukaryota; Metazoa; Chordata; Actinopteri; Characiformes; Acestrorhamphidae. Gene Ontology annotation, molecular function: GTPase activity; translation elongation factor activity; GTP binding. Gene Ontology annotation, biological process: translational elongation. The transcript is spliced from 13 exons.
ACACAUGCUAACUGUUUUUAUUUAAGGUUGAAACCGCAGGCGCCAGUUUCUAAUAGCUGUCAGUUGCUUUUGAAAUAUCAUUCAUUAUGUAGAAAACCACUGCUUACUGUUUUUAGUAUUUUAUCUACAUUUCAUCUUCUCAUUUUGACGCCUUUUCGUAGCGGGGUUUGGACCUGACUGACCGCAGCAAACGAGCGAGCAGCUGUUGGAGAGCAGCUCGGUUCACAGGAGGCGCGGAUUCGCUGCAUCAGCUCAUACUCCACAUAUUCAGAUCCUAAACCGGUUUUUAAAAGAAUUCGUUUAUAAUUCCGGCAGUUUCUGAAUCUGAAAAGAUGGCAUCUAUAACAGCCGCCGACCCCGGCUUGAAUCCUGGGCCGAUGUCCUCCGCUGAGUCUUUGGUUCCUGCGAGUAUGUUCGCUCCUCCAAGCCGAGGUUGUGGGGAGGACGGCGGGCCUGAGUGCUUCGAGGACGGGGAGGCUCUCAACGGCGAGGCCGGGGAUCACGGAGUGGACUUCUCUAGCAAGUUGGCUCUUGUCAGUCCUAAUGGAGAACAGUACGACUCAUUACUGCGGCAGCUCCGGGAGAGGAUGGACGAGGGCUGUGGGGAGACCAUUUACGUGGUGGGCGUAGGUUCUGAUGGAGGGGACUAUGGUCUUAAUGAGAGCGAUAUGGAAGCGUCUGUGGCCACGGUACAGUCUCUAUGUGAGCAGAUUGAGGCGGACCUCAUCCUGCUGAGAGAGCGUACCGAGUCAGGAGGCCAGGUUAGAGAUUACCUCAUUCGACGUCGGGUGGGAGAGGCUGACUUUUUGGAGGUCAGGGUGGCUGUGGUAGGGAAUGUGGAUGCGGGUAAAAGUACCCUCCUUGGCGUGUUGACACAUGGAGAGCUGGAUAACGGCCGUGGCUUCGCUCGGCAGAAGCUCUUCAGGCACAAGCACGAGAUGGAGAGCGGCCGGACCAGCAGCGUGGGAAACGACAUCCUGGGCUUCGAUCAGGAGGGGCAGGUGGUCAACAAGCCCGACAGCCAUGGAGGCAGCCUGGACUGGACCAAGAUCUGCGAGAAGUCUUCUAAAGUCAUCACCUUUAUCGACCUUGCCGGCCAUGAGAAAUAUCUGAAGACCACCGUGUUUGGCAUGACUGGCCACCUACCAGACUUCUGCAUGCUGAUGGUGGGCAGCAAUGCAGGGAUUGUUGGCAUGACCAAAGAGCAUCUGGGUUUAGCGCUGGCUCUCAAUGUGCCUGUGUUUGUGGUGGUCACCAAGAUAGACAUGUGUCCAGCUAACAUUCUCCAAGAAACCCUGAAGCUGCUGCAGAGAUUACUGAAGUCUCCAGGCUGCAGAAAGAUCCCGGUCCUGGUCCAGAACAAAGAUGAUGUCAUAGUCACAGCAUCCAACUUUAGCUCUGAAAGAAUGUGUCCCAUUUUCCAGAUUUCUAAUGUCACAGGGGAGAACAUGGACCUCCUAAAGAUGUUCUUGAACCUGCUGUCCUCCAGAACGUCAUUUAAAGACGAUGAGCCUGCUGAGUUCCAGAUAGAUGACACCUAUUCAGUACCAGGUGUCGGCACUGUAGUAUCGGGAACUACUCUACGUGGAUUGAUUCGACUAAAUGACACCAUGCUGCUGGGGCCAGAUCCUCUGGGUGCCUUCAUCUCUAUAGCUGUCAAAUCCAUCCACCGCAAGAGGAUGCCUGUAAAAGAAGUCCGUGGCGGACAGACUGCCUCCUUUGCUCUGAAAAAGAUAAAGCGCUCUUCAAUAAGAAAAGGGAUGGUGAUGGUGUCUCCCCGACUAAACCCACAGGCAUCAUGGGAGUUUGAGGCAGAGAUACUAGUGCUUCACCACCCAACGACAAUCUCGCCAAGAUACCAGGCCAUGGUGCAUUGCGGCAGCAUUAGACAAACGGCAACUAUCCUGACCAUGAACCGAGACUGCCUACGAACAGGGGACAAAGCCACAGUCCACUUCCGCUUCAUCAAAACCCCCGAGUAUCUACACACAGACCAGAGACUGGUCUUCAGGGAGGGAAGGACCAAAGCUGUUGGCACCAUCACUAAGCUUCUACAAUCAACAAAUAACCAGCCUUCAAACUCAAAACCCCCACAGAUCAAAAUGCAGUCAACAAAAAAAAUCCUACCCAAGAAGGAGGACGGCACGGCGCCAACCAAUGAGGAGGCAGUUAGUACCAGCACAGUAGCUAGUACAGUAACAACAGCGGCGGCAACAGAGGGGGAGGAAGACCCUCAGACUAAGGAGGGCAACAAAGAGAACAAGCCAAAGUCCGGAGGCAGGCGACGAGGAGGCCAGAGGCAUAAAAGCAAAUCUCAAGCUAACUCCACAGCCCCCCCUGCUGGUGCAGUAGGGAGCUGCUAACUUUCUUUCACUUGCUCCUCCUCCUCCACCUCCUCCUCCUCCUCCACUCCCAUCAAGUGUCUUUGUAUCUUACAGAGCAUUGAAGAUGUUCAUGCAAAACGAUGUUUUACAGUCAGCUACACCCACCGACCCCACCUGUUCAUUUUGUUUAAUGCUUGGUCAGCAUGGACGACGCACCACUGCUUCUUAAAAACCAAGAGGAGUCCACAAGGAACCAACAUGCAGUGUCUAGAGAAUUUAACUUAUUAUGGAAACGUGUGUUCUUAGAGGUUUACGGUGUAGUUAUUGUAGUAAUUAAGAACAAAAGAAACCGAGAUACUGCAUGAUGGUUCUUUUUUUUUUAUUAUUAUAAUUUUAUUCAAUUUUUUUUUUUGCCUCCUUUACAAAGAAGGAUAUUUGUUAAAUCUGUGGUCAAGCUGAGGAAAACGUGAGACCUUUAUCUUUUCUUCUCCUUUUAUCAAACCAACGCAUUGGCAUUGUGCACUGACUAGGUAACUCGUUCUGAUAGCGUUUUAGCAUUUUCAUUCUGUUUUAAAAGUUCUCAAAGUUAUGCAUUUUUUUAAAAGACAUUGGAAAUUUUAGUCCGUUAUUCUACAGUUCUGUGGAAAAUACAACAAAAUAUAUGGACUAGAGAGCAUACAUUGACUCACAUUUGACAUUUUAGUCAUUAAACCUUUACAGAAAAAUGCAAAUAAAAAAACAUGUAUCUCCAAAAUAGCAACUUUACAGGAGGGAGAGAAAACCUUAUUAACUUUUCAUGGAGGUCAAUGUAAAAAGAGUUUAUUUCAGGGUAAUUUGGAAUUAGGGAAUUUCUAUUGGUCUAUUCAUUAAGGAAUCUCAAAACAGUUUAAGGGACAGUUUGUUCAAGUUAUGUAGCAAACUAAAAAUGGACAAAAAUGGAGAUACUUGUUUUACAUUGGACAGCGACAAAAUGUACCGAUCAGAGCAUUAAAAUGUUUACCAGCGAUUAGAGAGCAUUACUAGAACCACUGGACCAAAUGUGUCCAUUAUUAGAUUUCCUUUUAUUUUCGUGCAGAAUUUUAUUGAUUUUUAAGGGGCCAUUUUCUGUUUUUAUGCAAUGAUUACAGUGUAUUAACAAACACCAAACUGCACAACCCCCCAAAAAAUCCUACAUGUAAGUGGCAAUAUUAAAAAUCUUAAAAAGUUCUUGUUUUAGCAAUUGUUCAGACUACAGUCACUUUACUGUAGUUUAUGUUUAAAAUGCUCAAAGAAUGAAGAAGGAAUGUCACGGUUUCACAGAUUGAAGUCCUGAGGGUUGUUACUUAAGACCAAAGGUGUGAGGUGAGGGCUGUGUAUUAAUAGAAACGUCCUCCAGCUCGUUCAAAAUUUAAGGCUGGGCUUGUAUUAAGGUGAGCAGUUUUAGCCUAAAAUGCUUCCAGCGUUCUGAUCUGUGUUCACUAAAAUAAACCUAAAUUCAGGCUUUAUUUUAUUGUUGGUAGUAGAAUUUCUGAUUUUAAGUAUCAACUGUGAUUUAUUAUUAAUUAAUUAUUUUAACAGGUUUUAACAAAUAAUAUCUUUAGAGCUCUAAUGCCACAGAGAGUCUCUGUCUAGAAUUACUUUUACCAGUAAAAACUCCAAAUAGAUAUUUGCAAUUGUUUUUUUAGCUGGUAGAAAUUAAUAAUUCCGAUAUCUGACUAGUUAAAUUUUGAAUUACAUAAUUUAGUUGUUUAUUGUUAAAACUCAAUUGUAGUCAUCCAGAAUGCAGCUACUAGUCAACAUCAAAUCAGUUAUCUUGAAUUAAAAUCUGGACUGGAAAUAAUAUACUAGUCUAAAUUGCAAUUUCUACUAGGAAAAUAAAUAUUGUAUAUCUUUUUGGAUCGGUUUUAUAGAUGUUUACAUGAUUGAUUAUUAUUCAUAAUUUUUUUUAUGAGUUAAUAUCUAAAAUUAGUAUAAUGCAUCAGGGAAAACUACACAACAGAUCUUCUGGCUGGUGGCAUUUCAGGUUAAAAGUCCUCAAGUUAUUUCUCCCAGACCUUUUGGACUUUAUGGAUUUAAAACCCAAUGCACAUCUUUUACAACCCUCAGUCAUUUAGGUGAUGAAUGAAUGUCAUCCAUGUGAAAGCUGUAUUCCAAACCCAGUAACAGAUUAAUAAACAUUUUACAGCAAACCGCAUUUCUAUUGGCUUAACAUCUGGCUGAGUUUAAACGUCACAGACCUUUACUGAUUGGUUCACAGAAAAAAAAAAACAGCAAAUGUACCACAGCCUCGAAGUAAUCAACCAAGACCUGUUCAUUUACUCCCAGCUGCUUCUGUAGUUUAGCGCUGGAGCUAAAAGGCUAGUGAAGCUAAAUAAUGUAUGACAUUAAAUUAGCCUGAGAGCUCUAGUAGAAACUACAGAAUCAAUCCUAUAGAAGUUCAGGUAGUGAACAUGUCUGAUUAAGCUAUCUGAUUGCUUUUGUGGCUGAAGAAGAUUUUGUAUGUUUUGAUUUUUCUGUGAUUCAGUCCAUUAAGGAAUAGUACUGGGACCAUCACUCAUUAGUUGUGAAACUGCACACCAUUUUCAGUGAUGUUACAAUAUAAUAAACUGGUGGUAAACAUG